Molecule: messenger RNA, 1871 nt
Organism: Homarus americanus (American lobster)
Lineage: Eukaryota; Metazoa; Arthropoda; Malacostraca; Decapoda; Nephropidae
Product: ankyrin-3-like
Exons: 6
Coding region: 1-1008 (335 amino acids)
Molecular function (GO): protein binding
Source: RefSeq, a predicted model, not a curated record
AUGUAUGUAUCUGUUCCAGGGUGGCGUUCACUGCACAUAGCUGCCGAAGAUGGACACCAGGAAAUGGUUGAGAUAUUGUUAGAGUCAGGGGCGCACCUUGACUCCAGGAACAAACAGGGUUUGAUGCCCAUUCACCUGGCAGUACAGGCCGGCCACCUAGAGGUCGUUCAGGUGUUAAUCAGUAAGAUGCCUCCUUUAAUUACAGAAGUUAAUGGCUACCAAUUGGUUCACUGGGCAGCUAUCGGCGGACACAUUCCAGUUCUCUCAUUUCUCAAGGCGAAGAACUACAACUUGGCAACCCUUACAGGCGAUAACCAACAGACAGUACUUCACCUAGCGGCAGACAACGGCAAUUUGGAGGCGGUUAAGUGGUUAAUUCAUCCCGGUUGCAUUAAUCUUAACCUCAGAGACAGAAGGGGUCGCACUGCUGAGGAUCUGGCCAGACAGGAACACUACAAGGAGAUCGCUCGUCACCUUUGGAGUUUAGCUAAGACACAACAGUUAAAGUUAUUGGAGGCGGCAGGUAGCGGGAAGGUGAGGCAGGUGGAGAGGUUGAUCAGACAAGGUGUUGAGGUCGACUGCAAAGAUCAUCGGAAUAACAGACAUGGUCGGCGCCCCAUACACGAGGCAGCGCUCAAGGGUCACCUGGACGUGAUCAAGAAUUUACUCUUAGCAGGCGCUCAACGGGAGGCCGAGGAUAACAAGGGUAACACUGCCAUGCACUUUGCAGCACUGGGAGGUCAGGUAGCCGUGAUGACUUUACUAAAAGUUAAUAACUGUGUUGUAUCGCCUGUCAACAAUGGAGGGGAGACGCCCUUACACUUCGCUGCUGCAGGUAACCAUCCAGACACCCUCAAGUGGCUCCUCCUACAGGGUGUUGAUAAGGAUUGUAAGAACUUCUCAGGAAAUACGGCUGAGGAUCUUGCUAGUAGGAAUGGCUUUCUCGUGGCUGCUGAGGUGGUUCAUAAUUAUGGUAGAGAACAAGUACCGGUACAAGUGUUGGUGUAGGUCCUGGUGGCUGUUAUCCUGCGCCGUCUAUUGGUCACACUGCGCCGUCUAUUGGUCACACUGCGCCGUCUAUUGGUCACUGCGCCGUCUAUCCGUCACACUGCGCAGUAUUGUUACUAUUGUUUACAGUUCCCUCCAGAAUAGACUCCUAUUUUAUUAGUGUCAGGAGGAGUGUGUGAGCUAGCUGAUAAGUCCUGACGCUGCUCACUGUUCUAACCCUGCUCACACAACAGGUAAGAACUAAUUCAGCUGUCUCAUUUAAGCUACAGUACCUAAAUAAUGUAUUUAAAAUGGUACUGGUACUUCGCCGAGACUCUAGCUCAAUCAGGUAAAGGAAUACAAUUAUUGAACAACGUUUUUGUUAAUCCAGAUUCGAAGCUGCAAGAGAAAAAUCCCAUUGGUGGGAAUCCAUUACUUGACGAAUGUAAUCCACAGAGAAAAAUCGCCUCAAGAUUGUUAUAUACUGCUGAGUAUUCGUUAUAUGUCAUUUAUAUUACCUGGCCUUACAAAAUAGCUGUAAGUGGUGUGUGUGUGUGUGUGUGUGUGUGUGUGUGUGUAUACAUAGAAAUUCUAACACAAAUUAUAAAUGAAUAGUUUUACUUGUAACCUGACAUUUGCUAACCUAACCUGAUCUAACCUAACCUAACUUGACUUACCCUAACCCAACUUAACUUAAUUUAGAUAUAGCUUGGUUAAGAUAUUAUAUUACAAUGCAUCUUAAAGGAAGCAAUAUAAGAUUUACAAUAUAUGAACUAAUUUCCAUUAAGUUUUAUCUGUGAGGGUAAAAAAAAUCUUCGUGGUGUAGAUUAACACAAUAUAACCUUUUUCUUCUCUAUUUUAAAUUUCUUCUGUUCUUAUUUUUU